GUUCGGUGUGGUUGCUAAUCGGCUCAAUUUCCUCUUCAUACAUGGUACUCGAUGAGUUUAAUUGAGUUUAAUGGUUCUCUUUUUUGGAGAAGCUUUUAAAUCCUUAAAACUCCAACAACAUGGCGAUUGCAACGGUAACCUGUCCACGAUCCCCCAUCAUUUCACUGGAUCGACCAAAAAUGGCGGAUUCAAGUUCCGGGUUACCGCCAUUUAACGACGACGACAAUACCCACAAAGACGUCCCAAAUAUUCCGGUUGAGAUCGUGAGCGACGAGGAAAUGGCCCUAAUCGAAGCUGCCUUAGCCGCCGCCGUCACCACUGCUCGAUCUUCAAGCUCCGCCAUUCAUCCACCUUCUUGUUCGUCUCAGAAUCUCUUUAACACCAGGUCUAUUCACUCUAUUACUCUUCUAUCCAAAAGGGGCCUCCCUUCUUCCCAGCUAGAUAUCGAGGAUCUCUGCAAAUCUUCGAGUACCCAGAAGAAGAUCAAAGUCAAUGAAUCGCUUCUGCAACGUUUUAGAAGGACUAAGGGGUUGGCCGUCACUGAUAUUACUCGCACGGAAUGGUGUGAAAAACAGAUGGAGUUAUGUCUUCUUUCUGGAGUUAGGAAGAAAACAAAAGCUAUGGAAGCAGGUAUUGCACGCCACGCCAUGCUUGAAUCAGAGGUUGUAAAAAAAGUCAAAGUUCAGGUGAAAUCAGCUGAAGAUAAUUGGGCUUUGAAGCUUCUUAAUUUUACAUUUGGUGUAAACCAACUACUGUUUGAAGGAUUGACUCGGGAACUGCCUGUAAUGGGGUUAGUAGAAGGUGUAUGGAUGGUUGGUGUGAUUGAUGAGAUCCAAAUGUUGGAGAUUGGUACCUGCAAAGUUCCAAUGUUGAUAGACACAAAAACUCGUAUGCGACAUACAAUUCCUGCUGAACCACAACAAAGAAAUGGAAAGCUUCAAUUAAUGUGUUAUAAGUUCUUAUUGGACUGUCUGAUCUGUGAUGGCUUCUCUACCAGACAGUUUUUUGAUUUCUUUUCUUUGAAUCCUCAUUCCAUCUUGUCGGAGGAAAUUGCCGACAGUACUGUUUCGUUUGGUUUCACUGCAAAGACCCUUGAUGAUGUAGUGAGAUACUACAUAAACUGUUGUAGCAUGUUGCCUCCUACUCACAAUCAACUCUUACUAAGAUAUGAAUCUCAAAAAGAUCAAUCUAUUAUCGGGGAAGAUGAAUUUGCAUAUGAUCAUGGUUGGCUCAAGAGUCAACUCGAGACCUCACUCCAGGUCUGGCAUGGACAACGAGAACCCGAAUGUACUCCUCCCGAAGAACGAUGGAAAUGUCGACAUUGUCAAUAUGCUUCCAAUUGCCCUGCAAAUGCUAGUCUCGACCCUACUCGAAAACCCGAGUAAUUCAUCUAAAAAUGUCAACCAAGACUAUCUUAUACAAGGUUAUGGUUCAUACUCCCACUAUUCCCGUUCGAAGCUACAAUUUAAUGUAAGCUAGUGAUUUAUUUUACUACAGAUAUAUUGUAUUAUUUCAAAAGUUACAAUAUUAUCGACAAUUAUAAAAGAAACCGUUAAGAAAUUUAUAUAGAAAUUACGUUCUGGCAUUGACCAGUAACGAUCAACUUAUGUUCGA
Cucurbita moschata (crookneck pumpkin) is the source of this 1614-nucleotide messenger RNA. RefSeq names its product exonuclease V, chloroplastic-like. The record is from RefSeq and is a predicted model, not a curated record. Gene Ontology annotation, cellular component: nucleus. NCBI's taxonomy places the organism in Eukaryota, Viridiplantae, Streptophyta, Magnoliopsida, Cucurbitales, Cucurbitaceae. Gene Ontology annotation, biological process: interstrand cross-link repair. Gene Ontology annotation, molecular function: single-stranded DNA 5'-3' DNA exonuclease activity.